AAGGCACCCUCAAAGCCAAAACUAGCCAAGAAACGGAGCAACCUUGGCUUCUUUGAGGAAGCCUUCUUAGGAGACCAGAGCAGCUGGGCGAGGGAGAGGGUACAUGGAGAUGCAAUUGUCAUGGCCGAAUUGAAGACAAAUGUGAUUAUCAGCGAUGAAUACACAUUCAUCACAGGACUUUCGUAUCACCUCUCGGCACGAUAUCAGCGCCCAAUCUCAUCCAUCGUCAUCACGCUGCAACACGGGGCCUGCAUGUUCUUUGCGGGUUCAUUCGAAGCGGCCUAUGUCAUGUCAAUUUUCGCGUUACCAUCACAGCUUCUCCCUACCACGAACAAAAGAAACGCCGCCCUGAUACAGGACUAUAUGCUAGAGGCUCUUGGGGUCAGGCCUGCGAGGGGAUUUCUGAGAUUUGUGCCAACCCAAGAGGAGCACUUGGCGUGCAAUGGAAAGACGGCGGCAGGGGAAAUCGAAGAGUUGGAGAAGGGUUCCCGUCAUGAAUCCCGCCAAGACAGGCGGGCGUCAUCGCCGGUCAGCCAUCAAGGGCAUGAUAAGACGGGUAGUGGGUCAAGAGUAUUUAACAUACUUCGGCCACUGCCUGGCAUAGGAAUACCCACGCCCGAUUUGACGCCGCCCGGGAGCGCGGGAGAGGGCUUAUCCACGAUGCCAGUGAGGCCGUCUUUUGGCCUGGGAACAGAAGGAGAUCCUAUGCAGGACGAGGACAUGGAGACGUCCUUGCCCCAGCACCAAAAUCAGACGCGUCAAAGAAAGAAGAGUUUUGUGGCCAGCAUCUUCAGCCGGUCCGGCAAU
This is a messenger RNA of Canariomyces notabilis, 807 nucleotides long. RefSeq names its product Tautomerase/MIF. Gene Ontology annotation, molecular function: phenylpyruvate tautomerase activity. The record is from RefSeq and is a predicted model, not a curated record. The transcript is spliced from 3 exons. Lineage: Eukaryota; Fungi; Ascomycota; Sordariomycetes; Sordariales; Chaetomiaceae. The annotation marks the transcript as partial.